Messenger RNA from Ziziphus jujuba (common jujube), 1066 nucleotides. RefSeq names its product BAG family molecular chaperone regulator 5, mitochondrial. Lineage: Eukaryota; Viridiplantae; Streptophyta; Magnoliopsida; Rosales; Rhamnaceae. The transcript has a single exon. The record is from RefSeq and is a predicted model, not a curated record. Gene Ontology annotation, biological process: protein folding. The coding region runs from base 273 to 929 and encodes 218 amino acids. Gene Ontology annotation, molecular function: protein-folding chaperone binding. Gene Ontology annotation, cellular component: plasmodesma.
GGCCCAUUUGAUAAGAAAGAGUGAAGAGUAGGGUAGGAAAUUGCAUGUGUGGAAAAGCAGGCACAUUCGUCAAAAAGGAGAAAACGGGUCCCAUAAGAUAAACAGAUGGUGUGAGUAUUGCGCGCCAAGGCCAUUCAAGAAACCUCCUUUCAUUUUACAGUUUCUAAAAUAACUAGGUUAAUUUAAAGCAUUAAAGAUCACAUCAUUUUCAUUUCUUACUCUCUCUCUCUCUCUCGCUCUCUCUAUCUCACUGCUCACCGUUCUCAUCAAAAAUGAAACCCUCUCGCAGAGGCAGCUUCUUCUCCUCCUCAUCCUCUUCAACCACAGUUACCUACACUUUCCAUGACCAAAGUGACCCUCCCUCCCAACCCAAUUCCACCGAAAUCCCCAUCCAGUCCUCCGAAACCCCAACCCCAAUCACCGUCCACCUCCCACUACAAGCCCAGUCCACCGCUGCCACCAAGAUCCAGUCCACAUACCGGGCCCACCUGAUCCGAACCCUCUACAGAAAGAUAUCGACGGCCAAUUCAGAAGCCGAUCAGCUCCAACGGUUAAUCCAACGGCAAGAUACAGUUGACGCCGUUAGGAGGGACGAGCGCGAGAAGCUGAGGAUGAACGAGGCUUUGAUGCGUCUGUUACUGAGGCUGGACUCGGUUCCCGGGUUGGACCCGACCAUAAGGGAAGCGAGGAGGAAGGUGAGCCGUCGGAUCGUGGGUCUGCAGGAGAUCUUGGAUGCGGUUUCCGAGGCAAAGGUGGAAGAUGGUGACGGUUGGUAUUGGGGUUACGAUGGGUUUAUGAGGAAUUGGGAUGAUGUUGUGGCGGAGAUGGAGGAGAAUGUUUGUAGGGAAAGAGGAGGUGAGGAAUUCGAGAGGUUUUGCGCUCAGCAUCUGGGGUUUCGAUGCCUCCAGAGGUUUCUUCGUCAACCUUGAUCUUUGAUCCUCUGCGGCACGGCUCAGUAUAGUAUAAUGAUCUUGUGGUUGUGGUGUUAUGGCAGUGAUAGAACGACAGUAUCAUGUAGAGUGAAGAAAAAUAAUUGUUAAUAUAUAUAUAUAUAUUUUAACUGCUA